This is a messenger RNA of Colletotrichum destructivum, 1300 nucleotides long. RefSeq lists its product as uncharacterized. The coding region runs from base 226 to 1020 and encodes 264 amino acids. The transcript is spliced from 2 exons. Gene Ontology annotation, biological process: regulation of lipid metabolic process. The record is from RefSeq and is a predicted model, not a curated record. Lineage: Eukaryota; Fungi; Ascomycota; Sordariomycetes; Glomerellales; Glomerellaceae. Gene Ontology annotation, cellular component: mitochondrion.
CUCGACAUGUCAAAGUUGUCGUCACUAUAUUUAUACUGUCAACCAUCGUUGCAGUCAACCUGAGCUGUCAUCACAGUAGUCAAUGGGCAUUCAUCGUUCCAAUUGAUAGAAGGGAAUACCGCCAAGACCAAGCCAAGCAGAGCCCGUAACACGGAGCUCUCGGAGAUCUCUCCUAACCAACAGCCCUUCCGUCAUUCGGUCGUCCGCCGGGAGCAACCCCCCACCAUGGUGCCGCUACCUCUCUUCAAGCUCGCCGCGCUCUUUGUGCGUCACGUAUCAAAGUAUGGUGCCAACCAAAUAAAAGCGCAAGCCCACGAGCACCCCAAGUUCCGUGCCUUCGCCGCCCGCUACGGCCAGUCCAUCCACCAGCUCAAUAUGCGCCUCAACGUCGCCCUGCUCCGCAACCCGAACGCCGAGCAGCGUGCAAAGGAGAAAGCGGAGGCUCCGACGGUCAAGACGAAAGAGCAGGUCGAGAAGGAAGAGGUGGCCAAAGCCCGUCAGGCCAAGCUCGAAGCCGAGAACCCCGAUGCUGCAAAACGGAAACCCCUCGCCCCCCCGACAUCGCCAUCAGGAACAUCCGCGUCCCCGUCCUCAUCUUCAACUUCGAUAAGCGAUAGCAGCAGCACUAGUAGCUCGGCGAAAGAAAAGCCUAGGAGCGUCUGGCGCCGCAAGUUCCGCCCCCUCCCCGAGAACAAGGCCGUCGACCUCUUCGCCGACGUCAUCGGCGACGCCUUCAUCCUCGGCGUCGCGAGCGCCAUCAUCGUCUACGAGUACUGGAAGGCCUCGCAGAAGCCCGACCAGAACGCCGAGCGUAUCCGUAUGCUCGACGAGAAGCUCGAGGAGUUGACGCGCCGCGAGCGCGAGCUGGCCCAGCGUGAGGAGGAGCGCUCCGAGCGGUACCUCGCCAUGGAGGCUGCGCUACGCGAACUGAGGGACCCUAAGACGAAGAAACCGUUGCUGCCAAGCCUGCAGCUGCCGACUCAGACGCAGACGCAGACCCCUGCACCCGCGGCGGCAUGAAGUUCUACGGAGCGGACGGGUGUAUCCUGGGGCUGGUUAGUUAGACAAAAGGCGUGGAGUUUUUGUAAGAUUUUUCAUGAUACCAUUUUGCGGGCUGGAGGCAUCUUCUGCCGUAUUUGAGCACGGCGCGUGUAACACUAUCGGCGUCAAUUAGACGGGACACUUCACUCUCUCGGGGAAGGAACCAUGAAAGGCAAGGGGCAGACAUGCCGUUCUUGCCAAUAAUUACAGAUUUGACUCACCUCAUAUAGAAAUAUACCAUCUACAAAACAAAAACAAA